AUCAGGUUUAUUGGGCAGGGCGUGGUAUUGGCAAAUCACCCAGAAAAUGCUAUAUAAACGUAUAGAUGGACGUUUUCUAACCAGUUGUCUUUGCGAGUACUGAUCUUCAGCAGCGCUAGAAGAUAGCUAAUUUUUCAUCACCAUGAAAACUUUCAUUGUUAUUUUUUCUUGCCUCAUUGGCAUUGCUUUUACCAAACCAGGAGUCCAUCUUCUUACAACAGCACCAGUAGCACUUGAAAUUCGACAAGGCGCACCAAUUGGUCUUGAUGGCAAAGUUGUUGAUACUCCGGAAGUAGCUUUAGCUAAAGCCGAACAUGCUGCAGCUCACCUAAACGAGAAACUCAAUCACGCAGGUGUUUCAACUAUCAACCCAAUCAAGCUUGAAUCAUUGGGAGGAGCUCCCAUCGGUCUAGAUGGCCGUGUUGUUGACACUCCUGAAGUAGCUGUAGCCAAAGCUGAACAUGCCACUGCUCAUCUCAACGAACAACUUAAUACCGUUGCUGCUGACUCCAAUUUUAUUGGUUAUACUUUUGCCAAAGUUCAACCAGGUGCUCCAAUCGGUCUCGAUGGACGAGUAAUUGAUACUCCUGAAGUAGCUCUUGCUAAAGCUGAACAUGCGGCUGCACAUAUUAAUGCUAAAUUAAACCUUGCCUCUGAAACUUUCAAACAUUCUUAUGUUCCUUCAUAUUCCUAUAUUGCAUCUGCACCAAUUUUUUACAUUAUUAUUUUAUUGGCUACAGUGGCCGUUUCUAAUGCCGGAUUUCUUGGACCUCAAGAAUACAUUCAGCCACAACAUAUCCAACCACAACACAUUCAACCGCAAAAGUAUGAACCACCAGCACCAGUAGGCCACGACGGCAAUGUAAUUGAUACUCCAGAAGUAGCUGCAGCUAAAGCUGCUCAUUUCGCUGAAUUUGCUAGAGCAGCCGCACGUGCAGCUAAAGAAAAGGAAACUCCUGAGUCUUAUCCAACCCACCAAACAUAUUCUCCUGCUCCAGUAGCUCCCGUAGCACCAGUAGCAUCUCCAGCACCUCCUGCUCAUAAUUAUCGAUUCGCAUCAGCUUCUCAGUACUCUCACGUACCAGAGCCCCAUUAUCGUCAAGAACCCGUCAGUAAUCACGGUUUCAUUCAUCAACCAGUACAACAAUUCUCCAAUGCUUUACCUCAUAAAGUGCCUUUCCAACCGGCACCUCUCGCUGAAGAUGGCACUGUCAUUGAUACCCCGGAAGUCGCUGCUUUGAAGGCCGCUAGAUUGGCUGAACUUGCUGAUGCUGAAGCAAGAGCCUACAAAAAUGCUGGACCUGCUCAAGAAUAUCCUGAAGAUCAAGGACAUAAUAGAGCUUUAGGAUCUGUUCCAGUUCAAUAUAAUCCAGCAGUUUACAACCAAGCACCUCAUACCUUUACUCCUUAUGGAAAAAGUGCAGUAUACCAACCUGGUCCAGUUUACCAAUCAAAGUUGUACCAAUCUCAACAAAUCUUAGGAAACUACCGCAUUACUAUCACUGCGGUUAGUGCUUCGUUAGUGCAAACAAUAGACAUGAGAUUAGUUAUUGUCCUAUUGGCAUUAAUAGUUAGCCUGGUUAAUGUAGAGGGGUACAAUGUGUAUGCUUAUCAUGGACCACCUGCUCCGCUAGCUAAUGAUGGCAAAGUUAUUGAAACGCCGGAAGUGGCGCAUGCUCGAGCUGCUCAUCUUGCUGCUCACGCUGAAGCAAUCGCUAGAAUUGCAUCUGUAGGCGAUAACUGGCACGAAAAACAUGAAGAUGAAAAAGAAGGUAAUGACAUUGAAGAAGAGACAAAUCAAUUUGGAGAUGAUGGAUUGAAACCAGUUUAUCGAGGACCACCAGCACCUUUAGGAAAGGAUGGUCGUGUUGUUGACACACCCGAGGUUGCACAUGCAAAAGCUGUUCAUUUAGCAGCUUAUUCAAAAGCAUACGCAGCAGCACCCAAAGAAGAUGAAAAACCAGAAGGAAAAGUUUAUGGGGAAAAUCAUGAUCAUGAAAAUGAAAUUCCUGGACAUCUACCAUAUCUUUAUUAUUAUCCCAAAAAGUACAAAGGCCCAUUAGCCCCACUUGCACCGGAUGGCCGCGUGAUAGACACACCCGAGGUUGAGCACGCUCGUUCUGCUCAUUUACAUGCACUUGCUCAUGCACAACAAUUAACGAGUACUGAUCAUCAUUCAAAUUUGGAGCAUGUUUAAAAUAUAUGUACCAUUUGAGGCAUUUUUUUCAAUACAAGACCGUGUAAAACUUUAUUGAACAGCUCUUAAAUAAUCAUGAAAUAUGUAAAUAAUAAGUAUACAAU
This is a messenger RNA of Chelonus insularis, 2301 nucleotides long. RefSeq lists its product as uncharacterized. The record is from RefSeq and is a predicted model, not a curated record. Bases 143 to 2197 code for a protein of 684 amino acids. The transcript has 7 exons. NCBI's taxonomy places the organism in Eukaryota, Metazoa, Arthropoda, Insecta, Hymenoptera, Braconidae.